AUCUCUGAACUUACACCGAAUGGUGAUAACAAAGAGCUCUUUGGUAAUAUUGUCAGAACGGAUGGGUUUUCAGUUGACUUUCUUUUUUAUAAAAGACAACAAUCUGGCCAUGGUGCCUCGUUCCAAAAAUUUGACCUCACUCUUGAUGAUUUCUCUCUGGAUGAAGUUGACAAUACUUAUUUACCUAUUACCCUGGAUCCCGGAAGAAAGUCUGUUUUUACUGCUGCUAUUGGCCUUGAAUAUAACAGACAAGUGCGAAGAUGCACUACAUCCGAAUACUAUCAUAUGGCAGGGUCAACGAAAUAUUGUAAGAAAUUGAACAGUAUAAAAGCUGUUACAGGAAUAGAUCUAGUAGAAAGUCAAAUCCCCUCGUCAAAGACCUCUCGUCUAGGAGUAUAUGAGGCGUUCACCAGUUAUAUGCUCAAUAACUUAGACGCUCUCUUUAGUUUUUAUGGACAUGAAACAGCAAAGGACCGGUUUACGUUGUACCAAGGAAGGCAAAGAGCACCCGAAACUAUGGCCAACAUGCUGACUCAUGGAACGGCCAAGUACAAUCGCAAAAAGAGAAGCAAGGCAAGGAAGAGGAAAAAACAGCAGAAGAAGAAGAAUAAA
This is a messenger RNA of Mycotypha africana, 612 nucleotides long. RefSeq lists its product as uncharacterized. The transcript has a single exon. NCBI's taxonomy places the organism in Eukaryota, Fungi, Mucoromycota, Mucoromycetes, Mucorales, Mycotyphaceae. The record is from RefSeq and is a predicted model, not a curated record. The annotation marks the transcript as partial.